AUGGCUGAUCAAUAUGAUCGCAAGUAUGAGUCACCAGAAGGAACCGUUCUCAAUGGACUACCCCGAGUGAAGGCGAUAUACAUCCACCCUGUCAAGUCAUGUGGACCGGUCGAGGUUAGUCGCGCGUUACUUACCAAGUCUGGAUUUAUGUAUGAUCGAUCUUUCGCACUGGCAACUGAGAGCCCUCAAGCCGAUGCCCCUGGGACGUUGGAAUGGCGAUUCAUCAGCCAGCGCACAAAACCACAGAUGGCUCUCAUCGCGACGGAGCUAUGGCUGCCAUCCAAGGAAAGCAACCCGAAUGACACCUUAGUUCAAUCGGGUGGAUGUGUUGUCUUGACAUUCCCGGACCCAGACACGCCGAACUGGACCACUCGCCUUGAGGCCUUUUUCCAUACAUGGAGCCUCUCAACUGCGCCCCAAGUGUCCUGUGUGAUUCCUCUUCAUAUUACAGCCACUCAAAUGGAUCGCCUCAAUAUGAAGAUGAAGACAUUCCGCAUACAUUCGCGCGACGCAAAGGGCCUGAACAUGGGAGAAGUUCCAUCGAUUGCAAAUGUCUUGCCGAAAUUGAAGAAGUUUCUGCGACUUUCCGAGAACUCAAGCAUUACAAUCUUGAGGUGCACUCCUGAUACCCUCGUGCAUACCGAUAAAAACCUCGCGCCACUUCAAUAUAUCGGUUCACCAGCCGUGCACGGCUACACAGACCAGCAACCUAUCAACAUUAACACAUUGUCUUCCGUGCAUGCUGUGUCAGCACUUCUUCCCCAAGAGAACCAACCAAUGAAUGCACUUCGCUUCCGCGCAAACCUAUGGAUUACAAACACUCCUGCCUAUGAAGAAGAAAAUUGGAAGCGUUACCGUAUCCUGCCAAAAUAUGCUCGGCUUGAUUCCAGUGAGAAACUACGCGCCAGUGUGGCUCCAGUAAUUUCUGUUGUUUGUCGCACAUCUCGAUGCACUAUGCCGAAUGUCAACACCGACACUGGAAAAUUUGACACCGAUAUUCCUCCCCGGAGAGAAAGAAAGGCAAACCUCAGCCAAGCACAACUUUAG
This is a messenger RNA of Penicillium nucicola, 1047 nucleotides long. RefSeq lists its product as uncharacterized. Lineage: Eukaryota; Fungi; Ascomycota; Eurotiomycetes; Eurotiales; Aspergillaceae. The transcript has a single exon. The record is from RefSeq and is a predicted model, not a curated record. The coding region runs from base 1 to 1047 and encodes 348 amino acids. Gene Ontology annotation, molecular function: catalytic activity; molybdenum ion binding; pyridoxal phosphate binding.